Opisthorchis viverrini is the source of this 2825-nucleotide messenger RNA. RefSeq lists its product as hypothetical. Gene Ontology annotation, cellular component: COPII vesicle coat; endoplasmic reticulum exit site. Gene Ontology annotation, molecular function: structural molecule activity; actin filament binding. The coding region runs from base 33 to 2825 and encodes 930 amino acids. Gene Ontology annotation, biological process: intracellular protein transport; endoplasmic reticulum to Golgi vesicle-mediated transport; COPII-coated vesicle cargo loading. The record is from RefSeq and is a predicted model, not a curated record. The transcript is spliced from 12 exons. NCBI's taxonomy places the organism in Eukaryota, Metazoa, Platyhelminthes, Trematoda, Opisthorchiida, Opisthorchiidae.
GCCAAAACCACUCAUUAAUGUAACAACAGAAGAUGAAGGUGAAAGAGCUGGAGAGGUUUGCUUAUUCCGCCUGGUCACCAGCUUCAUUUGGACCGACUACUUUGGCCACACUCACUGCGGAAGAAGAUAACUCAUCCGGAACCUUGGACACCAGUACCCCCGUCCUGGAACUCUUCCACUUCCACCCACAAGAUCCUUCCUUUGGACUGACGGUAAAAGUGACGGUUCAAGUCACAUCCAGGGCUACGUGUUUGUGUUGGGGGACACCAACUGCAAGUUUCCCUCUUGGAAUACUGAUUUCUGGAACCGCUUUUGGAGGUCUGAAUCUGUACAACCCAAACAGUGUGUUGUACGGUGCAGAUGGAGCUAACCUCAAUGUUGACGACCAAUUCUCUACGACAUCGAUAGUGGUAACCAGUCGAGAGAACGUGCACACCGGCGUGGUCAGAUGCGUUGACUCCAACCGAUUUCAGACCAACCUAUUUGCGUCGGUCGCAGAUGAGGCCGAGAUUCUUAUUUGGGAUGUGGAGAAAAUGGACCAACCCAUGUCACCUGGGAACAAACUUCAGCCCAUCGAGCCAAUCACCACAGCGGCUUGGAAUCCGCGUGUGCAACACAUUCUAGCCACUGCCAGUGCCGGACAUUGUACAAUAUGGGAUUUGCGCCGAAGCGACCCCGUUGUACAUUUGACAAAAGCUAUGUGUCAGUUCGAACCACAUCUGAUGGCUUGGAGUCCAGAUGUGGCCACACGCCUGUGCCUCGCCGACCCGGCCAAUCCGACGGCAGAAAUUCAACUGUGGGAUCUCAGAUUUCCGAAGCAUAUGCUCGCCCUUCUCGCUCGUUGGCCUCCUCCGAAUGCCAGUCUUCUGAGUCAUGCCGCUCUGGGUAACGCUGGAAGUAUAAAUGCGCUUGCUUGGUCUCCGUCUUCUACGCAUCAGCCAACGAAACCAAGCCUAUCACUGAAUGAAUCCGAUUUGAUUGCUGUGUCGCUCACAGCCUCAGGAGCGUUGCCUACUAUGGAUGGGGGAUACGGGACCAGUUUGCAACCCACAAGCGCCGACUUUUUGACUGUUUGGAGUGUGGAAGAAGCUCUAAAGUCCGUUCAGGCAGAUGCUUCAUCCUCUUCGACAAUGCAGCAACCUUUGUUUGUUGGACGUUUGGAGGAUUCCGGAUCAGAAUUAUCGCCGACGUCUACUUCACUCAGCGGCUUGCCAAGCAACGCGAGUGUUCAUUGGCUCCCAGCGCAUCCUGGCCUGGUAUGUGUCACCCAAUCAGAGGGGUGGAUUAGCAUAAUAAACCUGAGCGCCGGGUCAGAUGAGACAGCUCAACCGUCUAGAAGGAACUUGCAAACUGAUCUAAUGGCGAAGCAUACUCGAGCUCGGCAUGCGUCCCACAAAGUCGCUGAGGCUUUUGGCGAAGAGGUUGACUUAAGCAGCCGUACCUCCCCAACAACCCUGCGGGAAAUGGAUCCUCUGGCAGAAGCAACUUCCGAAAUUCGACUGACCGGAGCUCCUCGCGUCGGGGAUGCUGCGGAUGGAGACAUUUUUCAGGCUUCUACCAGACCAUCUCCACUUCCUCAGCCCAUGCCCCGUUUGCGACUGGCUCCUCGAUGGUUGAAACGACCUUGCUCUGCCAGUUUCUCCUUUGGCGGUGUACUUGUUUGGUUUUCGAACGACAAAAACCCGUCGAAACAGUUGACCCAGUCCUCUUCACCGUCUCCUUCAACGCCAGACAUGACUUCGACAUCAACAGCACCGGGACACCAACCCACUGUCCAGCUCCAGUGGAUAGAGACUGUGAACGAUUGUGACCCAGUUUCUGGUUUGGACGAGAGCGUUGGAAACAAACUAGAACUGCUUCAACGAAUGAUCGGCUGGUUAUCCGAUGCGGUUUGUCAACCGGCAACCGAUCUCGGGUUCGUUUGUGAUGGUCUGGAGGAACUCUGUAAGCCAUCUGCAAUAGAAUCGGAAGGUGGGAUGAAGCAAAUCAGUCCGUGGAAGAUUCUUCGGUCUCGGCUACAAUCAGUGGACACCAUGACCACCAUCAUCUCUAGCCUUCUGGGAUGUGAUGAACAAACAGUUCGAAUGCGUAUUGAAACGGCCUUACAGAGUUCCACGGAUUCUCCGUCUGAUAUGAGCUGUUUUUGUGGCUCUCAACCCCGUCGCGAAGUUGCGAUUUCACGUUUGGAUUCUUUGAAAAUGGCACUGGUUACGGCGGACCUUCCCUCAGCUAUCCGUCUUUGUCUCCAUAGCUUGCUGCCAUUCAAACCAGUAAUGCUGUUGCGUAUCAAGGGUCGUCGACAAGUUCAGGUUCGGCUUGUAUGUCCCAGUGCAAAAUCCAUGAAUUCUGGUGACUGCUUCAUUUUGGUCACUUCGGAUGUGGUGUUUGCCUGGUUCGGUGCGUUCGCCAAUGUUGUCGAGGUCAACAAAACUCGCGAACUGGCCGGUUGGAUUCACAGGUCCCACGAAUUGGGUUAUCGUGCCUCGGAAUCCAUUAGUGGAAAUUCCAUCACAGUUCAAGAAGAUUUAGCAGAACAUGUGGCGAAAAGCAGCGAAUCUGUUCACAAAUUUUGGAGGGCUUUGGGGUAUGAUGAACCGCAAACGGUUCAAGCUUGUGGCGCUUCAGAUGAGGACGAGUUGUACGAAAUACUCAUCCAACAUACCAACCGAGUGUUCCAAGUCACCACCGAACAACCGGUCCCAUGCAUGGAACACUGGGGAAGACCAUUGAUACACGCUCUUUUGAAAGAUGAUCAAGCGUUUGUGUUUGGUUUUGGCUCUGAAAUUUACCUGUGGACUGGAACGCAACUAUCUGCGGAGCUCUGA